Molecule: messenger RNA, 2178 nt
Organism: Postia placenta MAD-698-R-SB12
Lineage: Eukaryota; Fungi; Basidiomycota; Agaricomycetes; Polyporales; Adustoporiaceae
Exons: 2
Coding region: 1-2178 (725 amino acids)
Biological process (GO): positive regulation of DNA-templated transcription
Cellular component (GO): SWI/SNF complex
Molecular function (GO): DNA binding; zinc ion binding; histone binding
Source: RefSeq, a predicted model, not a curated record
AUGUCUUCGCCAAAACGCACCGCUUCACCAUCUCCAAAUAACGACGCCAAACGCAUCAAGUUGACGGUGCCCCAGCAGAACCAAGGGGCGACUGCUGUGGACCCGGAAAACGCACCUGGAAAGAAGAGCGAGCUGGAGCCAAUCCAAGGUGGGGACAUUGGAAAUCUGCCACCCGACGAUGCCAGUGAACCCUCGCGUGAGCCGGCGUCCGCGGUCUCGGUGCGCGUAUUAAAGGCUGAGGGCGAGGGCGAGGAUGGCGGAGAUGUGUCCAUGGCGGAAGGUGUCGACGCGGUAGAUGAGGAGGCAGACUCUGGAGAAGAGAACGAUGAGGAAGACCCAGCCCAGCUCGAGGCUACCAGACUCCGACUGGAAGAGCAAGCGCAGAAGUAUCUCGCCGCCCAGACGCACGAAGUGAUCAUUCCCUCCUAUUCUGCAUGGUUUGAUAUGUCGAAAAUCCAUCCCAUCGAGCGCCGUGCGCUACCUGAGUUCUUUAACUCGCGACACCGGUCGAAAACCCCCUCGAUAUACAAGGACUACCGCGACUUUAUGGUCAAUACCUACCGCUUACGCCCGUCCGAGUAUCUCACUGUGACUGCGUGUCGCAGAAAUCUCGCGGGCGACGUCUGCGCUAUCAUGCGCGUCCACGCGUUUCUCGAACAAUGGGGGCUGAUCAACUACCAAAUUGACCCGGACCAAAGACCAGCCGCCCUAGCACCGCCAUUCACGGGUCACUUCCGUGUUAUUCUUGACACCCCUCGCGGACUGCAGUCAUUACAUCCCGGCACUCGUCCGACAAACCAGUCUACCGCAGCGGGUAUCAAUGGCGCCGUCAAACCAGGCUCCUCCGCUACUCCUGCAUCCGUCGAAUUGCGCUCAUCUAUCUACCAGACGACAGCAAAGUCUUCACGGCAAGUCAACGCGGCAGAAGCGAAUGCGCUUACCAACGGCGCCAACGCGCCCAAUGGCCAGGAGCGACCGAUGGUCAAGUACCAAUGCGACACAUGCGGAGUGGACUGUACGCAGGAGCGGUAUCACUCGCUGAAACAGAAGAACUUCGAGCUCUGUCCGCCAUGCUACCUUGAUGGCCGAUUCCCGUCGACGAUGUUCAGCGGCGACUUCGUGAAGCUCACUGCCGCGUCGACUGCGAGCGGGCUGCACCAUGGGAGCGGGACGGGCGCGGAUGACGAUUGGACAGAUCAGGAAAUCCUGUUGCUGCUCGAAGGUGUGGAAAUGUACGACGACGACUGGUCCGCGAUCGAGGAACACGUCGGGUCGCGAAGCGCACAGCAGUGCAUUCGCAAAUUCUUGCAACUCCCUAUCGAAGAUCCAUACGUCGCAACUGAGGGCGACAUGGGUCCGUUGCGUUACGCGCGGAUACCAUUUGAGCAAGCAGACAACCCGGUGAUGAGCGUUGUCGCAUUCCUCGCUGGCGUCAUCAAUCCAGGUGUAGCGGCAGAGGCUGCCAAGACCGCGUUGCACGCCCUUACGGACGGCAACGUCAAAGAUGCCGAAGACGGGGAGAACAAAAAGGAGGAGCAGAGCGCAGGAACUGUCGGUGAGGCCGAAGGCGACUCGGAGAAGCCUGAUGUGUCUAUGGAGGACGCCCAGAGAGACAGCUCAGUGGUACAGCCUGCUGAGGGCGAUAACGCUGAGCGGCAGCAACCAGAGAGUUCAGAUAUGGCGGUUGACUCGGAGGCCGGGCAGUCAAAACCCACGCAGGGCAUUCCGCACUCAAAAGUCGUCCGCGCCGCCAAUCUCGCGCUCAAGGCAUCUGCUAAGGCUGCCAACAAGCUCGCCAACGCGGAGGAUACGCAGAUCCGCUCCACUCUUGCGACGCUCAUCCAACUCACGCUGACGAAGCUUGAGCUGAAGAUGGCACAGUUCGAGGAGCUCGAGGAGCUGCUCGAGGACGAACGGCGGAAUCUAGAGAGCCAGCGGAUGGCACUCGUCAACGAACGCACCACACUGCGGAAGACACUGGACAACGUGCGGACAGAACUAGGGAAGCACAACCAGGGCAGCAGUACGCCUGGCGCAUUGAAUGCGGCCACCAGCCAGGCGCAAUCCGCACUUAACCAGAGCGGACAAGGGGCACGGGUUAGCGAAGUCCCAGGUGGCGCCCCGGCGCAGGGGGACAUGGGCCCUGUUAGCGGGGGUAACGUCGCGCAACUGAGUUGA